AUGGCUGCCCCCGCCGAUGUCACAAUCAAGAACUUGAGCGGUCAAUGGGUCAUGGACGCAACCCUGUCCAACCCCACCGACCCCAUCCUAGCUCUGCAAGGCAUGAGCUGGUUCCUCCGCAAGGCCCUUCCUUAUGCCACGGUCACUCUGCACGUGCACGAAUAUCCCGACUCUGCCAACCCCAAGGUGUACCACAUCGACGUGGACCAGGUGAUCACCGGCGGAAUCUCUGGCAGCAAGGAGGCGCGCACAUUGGACUGGACUUCCCGUGAGCACGUCGAUAACAUCUUUGGCACGCUCUCCGGCAAGUCGCGCCACUUCCGCGGUGCCAAAGGCGAGGACGGCAAGAUUCGCCCGGCCGUCGAGGUUCAGACUAGCGUUGGCAAGCCCGAGGAUGAUGCCAAGGUGCAGAAGUUCCUGCGCGGCGAGAUUCUGUCCGAUGGAUCCGCCAGCGAUGGCUUCCUCGUCGAUGAGGAGGGCGAGGAGUUCGGUGAGGGCGAGGGUCUGUACAUGCAGAGCUUCGUGCAGAACAAUGAGAAUGGCUGGACUGCUGAGCAGAUCUGGGGCUUUGAGCUCGUCGAUGGUGAACGUCGCCACACUCGCCGUGUCGCGGUCACCAAGGCUGGCAAAGUUGAACUUGCUCGCCUGGUUUACACCUUCGAAGCGCGGCGCGCCGAGUAA
Messenger RNA from Penicillium argentinense, 681 nucleotides. RefSeq lists its product as uncharacterized. The record is from RefSeq and is a predicted model, not a curated record. NCBI's taxonomy places the organism in Eukaryota, Fungi, Ascomycota, Eurotiomycetes, Eurotiales, Aspergillaceae. Bases 1 to 681 code for a protein of 226 amino acids. The transcript is spliced from 4 exons.